Molecule: messenger RNA, 1814 nt
Organism: Populus trichocarpa (black cottonwood)
Lineage: Eukaryota; Viridiplantae; Streptophyta; Magnoliopsida; Malpighiales; Salicaceae
Exons: 9
Coding region: 479-1528 (349 amino acids)
Source: RefSeq, a predicted model, not a curated record
AUUUAAAGUUUAAAACUUUUUUUUUUGGGAGCUGGGUGUGUUUGGUUGCUUACAAAAUUGGGAUUAUGAACUUCAAUGAGUUGUUGAUUUGAUUGAGUUCUUCAUUUGGUUGUUUAUGAAGUGAAUAAGAAAAGGAAAUAAAAAAUAUUCUGUGAGGAAUUUAAAUUUUGGUUACUCAAAGUUUGAAUCUUUUUGCUGUUUUUUGUUGGAUUGGAUGUGUUUGAUUGCUUAGAAGAUGACAGAAUGAAACUUCAACUUCCUUUAAUUGUUAUUUUCAUUAUCAUUAAUUAAAUGUGAUUAUGGCUUAAAUUACUGUUUGAUAAUCUUAAUUUUGAAUCUCUUGCCAUUAUCUGGAACUGGCUUUGUUUGGUUGCUAAAGAAAAUGCAAGAAAGAAAAAAAUCGAAUCUUGUUUCAUUCCAGGUAACCAUACAUUUCCUUUACAGCAUCAAGAGAGAUCCUUGCUAUUAUUGAGUAAAAAUGAAGUUUGAAAAGGAUCCGGCUGAAGCAAGACUAAGAAACCAACAAAAUAUGACACCUGGGGCUCCUGGUGUGGGUACUGGUUCAGUGUCCAUUGCAAGAAACAGCAGAACAGCUUCUCUCUGUAGAGAAAUUAAAAUUGUCCAAGAUUUGAUCGAAAGGUGUCUUCAACUUUAUAUGAAUAAAGAUGAAGUGGUUAAGACACUCUUAGAACAAGCUAGAAUUCAGCCUGGCUUUACAAGCAUAGUAUGGAAUAGAUUGGAGCAAGAAAACGCAGGAUUUUUUAAGGCCUAUUACACAAAGUUAGUUUUGAAGAAACAAAUUGCUCAGUUCAAUGAAUUACUUGAGAAUCACCACAAUUUGCUGAGUUACGCUGCACCUCUAGAGGCUCCCUUGGCUCCCAUGCAGGAAGGCAUUCAGCACAUGCCAGUUAACCAUUUACAUAAGGUAUAUACCCUCCCGCAGCAGCAUCCAAUUCCAUCAACUAGUAAUUCCCAGAAUGAUUCCACAGGCACCAUUUCCAACUAUGACCCGGUAUAUGAAAACCCAGAAUGUGGCAGUUUCCUCUCAACUCAGAUGAAUUAUGGGAUGUGGAUGGCAAUGGACAAUAACGCAGCAGAUAUAGAACCUAACCAUCCUUUUAUGAAGCCAGAGAUUCCAAGUCCUGUAUCAGUUACAUCCCAUGAUCAUUUUCCUUUCAUUCCAAGAGAGAUACAAGAGAGUGUGGCCCCAUCAGCUGUUGAAUUUGCUGAGUUAUCUCAUUUGCAAAGUGUAAGACAGGUGCCACUUGGACCUGGUAAUGCUAGCUUCAAUAACUUGGUAGAAGGUGAGACAAACACAUUAUAUUCUGAAGCUCUUCGUGGUGCUGCUCUGCUAGGUUAUAAUCUAUGGUGUGUGUGUGUGUGUGUCAUUCUAAAUUAUUUCCAGCGUAUUCAGGUUCCAGUUCUACCGGAUUGCUUGAUCCUUCAGAGCAAAAUGACAAUGUCGAGGAGUUCUUUGUCGAUACCUUUCCUGCUGCAAGCUCUCAAUCAGAAGAAGAAUCUUAAGUGAAGCCCUCACAGUUUUAGCCCUAGUUUAUAUUUAGCUAGAUCUUAGUUUGAACUCGAGAAGUUUCCCUAAUUUUCUUGACUUUCUAGAGGGAUCUAGUGCACUAGGGUGAAUUUGAAACCUUAAAGCAGAUUAAGGCAGGCAUCAAUAAGCGUCCUGCUAUAUUUUAUCCUUCUACUAGAAACUGAUCCGCGGUUUGCCUCGGGCCAAAUAAAAAAAUAAUUUUAAUGUAAUAAAAAAAUGUACAGACAUUAUUAAUAUAUUUUUACAUCCAGAAAAUUUUUAUUUA